Molecule: messenger RNA, 1974 nt
Organism: Cannabis sativa
Lineage: Eukaryota; Viridiplantae; Streptophyta; Magnoliopsida; Rosales; Cannabaceae
Exons: 14
Coding region: 143-1495 (450 amino acids)
Cellular component (GO): mitochondrion
Molecular function (GO): protein-arginine omega-N symmetric methyltransferase activity
Source: RefSeq, a predicted model, not a curated record
AGUUUAUUCAGUUUUUGAUUGUUGGGGUUUAAGCCAAGGAGAUUUCAGAUUUGAUAAUAAAGUUUUCUCUUUUAUACUUUCUUCUUCAUCAUCAUCAUAAACCCUUACUCAACUCCCCCUUCAGAUUCACUUCCCACCAAUAAUGAUGGCCUCUCACAAUCUUGCUUCCAAAGGGUUUGCUUUUUUCUAUCAUAUGCCCAGAGUGAAGCCUGUUGAUCAUUGGGUUUAUCCAUUUCGAGCUCUUUUCUCGACCCACAUUGUUGGCGAUGAACCAAUUCUCGUUCGUGAUUUCAUCCAUUCUGCAUUGUAUGAUCCCAAACAUGGAUACUUCUCUCAAAGAUCGCGGUCUGUUGGUGUACUCGAGAGAAGUAUUAAGUUUAAUCAGCUUGAAGGGAGGCAAGCUUACAUGAAACACCUAGACAAAAUUUACAAGGACAGUGAUAUAUCAUGGUUUACUCCUGUUGAACUCUUCAAGCCUUGGUAUGCUCAUGGAAUUGCUGAAUCCAUAUUGCGCACUGCUAACCUUUCGGUUCCACUUAAAAUAUAUGAAAUUGGCGGUGGAUCUGGAACUUGUGCUAAGGGAAUAAUGGAUUACAUAAUGUUGAAUGCACCACCUAGAAUUUACAACAAUAUGACAUACAUCUCAGUAGAAAUUAGUCCCUCUCUUGCGGAAAAACAAAGAGACACUGUUGGAGAAGUUCGAAGUCACUUAUCAAAGUUUCGAGUAGAGUGUCGCGAUGCUGCUGAUAAGAGUGGAUGGGGAGAAGUGGAGCAACAACAAUGUUGGGUGAUAAUGCUUGAGGUACUUGAUAAUCUUCCUCAUGAUCUAAUCUAUGCGAAAGAUCAAGUUUCGCCUUGGAUGGAAGUAUGGGUAGAAAAGCAAAAGGAAAGGGGAACUCUCGAAGAACUGUAUAAGCCAUUGCAAGACUCGCUUAUUAAGCGAUGUUUUGAGAUAGUUGACUUCGACAACAGUCAGAAGACUCAAAACAGGGUGAUUUCAAAAGCACAAAGCGUUUGGUCAAAAGUAUUUCCGAAACCUCGAAGAUGUUGGCUUCCAACUGGAUGUUUGAAACUACUCGAGGUCUUACAUGGUGUCCUACCGAAGAUGUCUUUAAUCGCUUCAGACUUUAGUUACUUACCAGAUGUUAAAGUGCCUGGUGAGAGAGCUCCAUUAGUUUCAACCAAGAAAGAUGGCAGUAGCUCAGAUUAUAGCAGUUAUCUUGAUGCAAAGGGUGAUGCUGAUAUCUUUUUCCCUACCGAUUUUUUGCUUUUGGAAAAUAUCGAGCAUUACUGUUCUGGAUGGCAGAGACCGAACAAAGGUGAAUCGUCCAAGCAAGGGAAAAAAAGGCGAACAAUCAUACUCGAUACCUCUUCGUUUAUGGAAGAGUUUGGAUUGCCCUCGAAGACGAGAACCAAAGACGGAUACAACCCGCUUUUGGAUGAUUUCAAGAACACUAAAUUCUACCUUAGUGUCCCUACACAUAACACAAAAUAGACAAUUAUGAUUCAUGCUCAAUUGACACUUAUUUUUGGAAAAUAUGGUUACUUGGGUUUUUGGAGAUUUCUAUUUUAAUGAGGUGGGAUUCGAUACAAUUUCGAUACUAAACUAGGAAACCGAAGUACAAAUAAGUGAGUUGCUUUGUUUUUUUUUUUUUUAUAAGUACACAGUUCUUUUGAUACUGAUAAAGAGCAUUGCUAUUAGACACUAACGGUACUUAAUACCAUUAUCAGGUGAUGCUUUAUUAAAUUAAAUUUAUUUUGUGGGAUUCAAUAUUUAAUUUUAUAUGAUACUUCAUAGUGGUAGGGUGCCUUUCAGCAUUGUAAUAAGAGAAUAUGAGGAAUUGGAUGUAGACUGUUGAGGGGUCUUUAGAAAAUUGGGAAACUUUCUCAAUUUCUAUGUAUUCUUGAUAAUUUUCAGCAUUCUUUUUAUUCUUUUCAUGAAAUAAAAUGAAAAAAAAAACACUUUGUAGCUCU